Molecule: messenger RNA, 817 nt
Organism: Plectropomus leopardus (leopard coralgrouper)
Lineage: Eukaryota; Metazoa; Chordata; Actinopteri; Perciformes; Serranidae
Source: RefSeq, a predicted model, not a curated record
ACUACUGACAUGCGUUUUGCUCCAUUUUCCUGCCCGGAGAGGGGCUCCUGGAUUCAGGGGAGCCAGGACAAGGACUUUUCCCUGAUGCUGCACGAGAGUCUACAGCCCGCCGUGUGCCUCCACAAAUACCCCCGCUCUCAGAUCGAGGUCAACGUGAUGAUCCUUGAGAACAGCGGCUCGGUUCUGGCCCACGCAGUCACGUGCGCUUCUCUAGCUCUCGCGGAUGCAGGGAUUGAAAUGUACGAUCUGGUGCUCGGUUGCUCCAUACGGCAGGAUGGCGCCUCUUAUGUGGUCGACCCCUCUUACAUGGAGGAGAACAGCUGCAGCUCGGUCAGCGGUGAGAACCAGGGCCGCCUGACUGUUGCGUUCCUCCCCAGCCUGAACCAGAUAUCUGGGCUGCAGUCGGAUGGAGAAAUGACUGAGGAGACGCUGACGGCGGGGGUUCGGACCUGCAUUGAGGGAUGUUAUAAACUGUACCCGGUCAUCCAGCAGGCCCUGGCCAAAGCUGUGCGCAGGGCCGCGCCCCCACCAUCAGAGAGCUGAGACUCAAUAACUGCUCGGGUUCAUUGUUUUUCUACUUUAUAAUUUCCAGCCCUGACUUUUUUGACAAUAUGUCUCUAUAAUUGCUAUUAUGUUGUUUACAUAAACACAAAUAAGACGGAUUUAACUGUAUUUUCUUAUUAAAUGAUAUACCCAUGCAUUUAUGUGUUUUAUUCUGCAUUUGAAACUUUGGGAAAUACAAGCAAGAGUGCACCUAGUUUAGUUCAGAAACAGAAAAAUAAAAUUAAAAAGUUUAAACAUUGUGCUGGAGAGGUUA